AACUCAAUUUAAAUUUACGCGUAACUUUGCUAAUACCUAUAUCUUUUUAGUGAAUUAAGAAAAAUCGAGAAAAUAAAAACUCAUCGUGAUUAAAAGUCGGUGAGACGUAAAGUGACAGUCAUAGGGAAAAAAUAAAACAUAUACAAUAGCUUAGUGCUAUAAGCUAGAUUAAGGCUUUGCGUUCUAAAUAAAUGAUAGAUAAUUGGUUUGGUUUCUAGUGUUGUUAAGAAUGAGUGGUUUUGAGGUGGAAAAGUGUAAACGUACUGUUCAGUUCAGUGUCAGAGUCUGUUGCAAGUUGCAUUCGGUUGAUGCACCAACCACCACCGGCAACGGAACCGCCAUCGGUACCACCGGCCUCUUAAAUUGAGUUCUCUAGUGUCUUGUUGCAAUUUAAUGUGCGUCUCAUCUUCGUUAUCUUAUAUGUACUCGGGUAUAUUUUGGAUGCGGUAAUCGAAACCACGCGGCAUCCAAAUCAAAACCAUUUAUAUAUUUUGCAAAAAGUCAUCAUCAUGGCUUAUGUAAUAUGGAAGAUAUUUUUGAAGCAGUACACACGGAUACGCAAAGAUUUACCACGAAUAAUUGUUAAUCCAAGCAAAGCACCAGAUGUUGUUGGUGGCAGUAGUGGUAGAAGUGGUGGUGGCAGUGAAAGAAGUAGUGUAAGUAGCAGUUUUGGUGCAGCAGGAAAAAGGUGUGAAAUAGUAAACAUCUACGACGAAGACGGGCAACCAAGUUGCUCCAGUUCCCUGCCAACAUCGGCUGCCCUUUGUGUGGAUAUUGCCACAUCAGAAAACAAUCCACAACAACCAAUCGACACAAAUCGGGUCGUAGAAGUUCGUCGAAGCAAAUCGCGUGUUCGAACUUAUCUGAAAAAGUGCAAGGAUCGAUUGACAGGUCAUCACCCGCAGGAUGAGCUUUGCACUGAAGAUUGUUUCGAUAACAACAAGAACAGCACCAGCCCAAUUCGAACAACUAUUACCCUGAUUCCGGAUACGUGUUUUCUUGUAGAUGAAACAAAAGUUGAAUUACCAUCACCCCCAAUACCAUCAAAAGUGACUGAAACCAUUCGAGUGGUGGAUGACUUAGAGGACUAUCAUCAUCAUCAUCAUCAUCAGGACCAAGAUACCGCAAAUAAUAAUCAUCGAGAGGAUAAUUGGGGCGAUGAUGUGUUGUUGAAUUUGUCGGCAGUUGUGCUUGAGGAAGUGGAUUUGGAGUUUGAUGAAUUGGUCGACAGCUAUCUGGGCGAUGUCUAUCCACUUUACUAUGAGAAAACGCGUUCGACAUUGAUAAGGCAGGCGCGUGAUGUACUCGUGUGUGAAUAUCGCGGUUGUAUGAGGACGUUUGAGAAGAAGUUCUUAAGGAAAUUCGCUAAAAUUGCGGAGGAUUUAAAGGAAAAACAUGCCGAUGGAAAGUCGAUUGUCUGGCCCGAAGGAUGGCCAUUAGCAACUUGUUCCGGAGAGCUGAUUCUUCAGCUGGGGGCCAUAGAUGAAGCCUUGUUACGUCCAUGUGACGUUUAUAUUUGUGUUAAGCCAGGUAAAAAUUCGAGUGUAGAAUUGUGUGCUGUUUGGCGAACACCUGCAGCUAUUGGAUCGACUGUGCAAAGCCGAAUUAUCGACUAUCGCAACAGUUACAUAAGUCCAUUAUCCUUAGAGAUGUUGUCCGACGAAUUGCCACAGCUGUUGCAGAAUCUGUUGGUAGGUGUGGAACGUGCCAUCGGACGAAUAUCCUUGACCGACUUAUCAUUUCCGACCGGUUUUCCGGCGCACGAUAUAAGUGCAUUUGAUACGAAUUUAUAUGGAAUCGAUGAAACAACAACAACAAACACAACAUCAGCAACACCAAAAACAGGUGCAACCUCAACACCAUCUCCAUCACCGACACCAUCAACAAUAACAACGUCGUCUUCUUUGUCGACAUCGACGUCGAUGAACGAUAAGAAUUUAACGAGUUCACCAAAGUGCGCUCUCAAGCGGAGUGAAUUAAUAACAAAGAACAAAAUGUUAAACAACAAAUAUUUAUUGAGACGGCUGUCUGGGAAGCAGGAUAAUAAUUGCAAUAUGCUGCUUACGACGACGACGUCAACAACAACGCCGUCAAGUUGUCGCAGUCUUGGAAGUAAUGAAAGUGCCUCGAGUGACGAUAACCACAACAACAAUAAUUCCUUGAAUCAUCCUGCUCCUUCGACGGCAACAACACCGACCAGCACCUCAUCAAUGCCACUCUUUUGUUUGGGAAACUCCUUUCCACAUAUUGACAGUGAUGAGGAGGUGAAUCCUGACGAGAAACAACAAGCCAAGGAAAUAGAUAAUCAAUUGCCUGAUGAGAUUAUUGCUCCACGCUCGAUUGCUGAAUUACCAGAGAAAUUAUUGUCAUCUGGGAUACAUCUGCCAGGAACACGCGAUCUAAGUGGCCGACCUAUUGUUAGCGUGGAUGCUGAGUGUUUGAUGAACUCUAGUUUAAACUGCUAUGAGGUUGCAACCGUUUUGCUUUUCUACAGCACCAUCCCAGAAAGUACAACAACAACAGCAUCAGAAACGCCACCAGCAUUUACCAUUCUAAUCAGCAUCGAGAAAUCCAGCCACCUGAAUGCAAUCGAAUUAAUUUGCAACAGUCUGAAGCUCCUAACAAGGCAUUUCCAGUUCAGUGAAAUUCUUGCCGUAUGCAUAGAUCGAAGCCUGUUAUUGAGUAAGCUGACAAAUAGGGACCAUGACAAGCACUCAGUGAAACUCAUUAGCGUGGAUGAAGUCACGAACAGCAUUGCAGCUGAACAAGUCCCUAAAAAGUGCGCUGGAUUACAUCAUCAUGACCAGAAGAAGUGGCGUGAAAUAUUCACACUAAUCGAUACGCUCCAGAAUCAGUGCUUGGCGGCUGGCCAACGUCUUGUUACCACCAUGGGUGAAAUACGGUCAUCCGAUCAGCAAGGCUUGCCGACACGUCGGCAGCUCUAUGCUCAACAUCGUGCUCUAAGUCGGGCUCUAAUGGACUCUGAGUUGCACAAUUUGAGGAAACGUGCUCCCGUGACGUUGGCCCGAUUACAGGACUUAGCCAAAAAGCUGAAUUAUAGCCAUAGCAUUAGCAUCAGUAAUAAUGAGAAUAGCAACAACAUCAACAACAAUAACAACAACAACAAUAGUAGUAAUAGUAGCAGUAGUUAUAAUAGUAGUAGAAAUAGUUAUACCAAAUCUUCGGUGACGUCAUCGCCGAGCAAACAACCCAAUCCAACAAUCACCACUGGAGGUACCUUAACCGCAUCCGUAUCCACAUCAACAGCAUCAAUAGCAACAAAUUCAGCAACAAAUAGCAACAACAACAACCACAGCAGUAAUAACAUCGAUGUCGCAAUUAGACUGAACAAAGUGACGAUGUUAUUCAAUGAAGUUGACCGAGCUGCCAAACGUCUGGAACAACUAACCGAGCAGCGGAGAGAACGUUUACGUGAGCUGACAAGACAGCGUGCACUUGAAGAUGAAAUUAAUGAGGUGAAAUCCUGGAUACAAACAGAUGGACAGGAGAAUCUGAUUAAAUUCACUGGUCUACAGCUGGACUGUGAAGUAGCCAUCAAGGAGCAUGAAAAGGAAUUCGAAAAAUAUUACUUCAUUUCGAUGAAACAUUUGGCCAAAGGCAGUGACCUUUAUGAUGCCGCCGUUGAUAUGGAACCCCUCAAAGACUCUGCCACACAAUUGAAAACAUCUUUGGACAGUUUUAGUGUCAAAUUGGAACAAACCCGUGAACGUAUCGAAGAUGCCUCACGUCUGCAUCAUUUGCUCAACUUGCACAGCAAGGAAGAAGAUAUGCAACACGAAAUGCAACGUCUCUCGGCAAAAUUGGGCGAACCAUCAUUGGUGGAGAAGUGUCAUGCGGUGACACUUAAGUCCUACUCCAAUCGGGUGAAACCAAAGAAUUCAAAUACAAUGAUGAUGGUGACGAGCACUCCGGACAAAAUGAUGACCAAUUCGUCAUCGAACAAUGAUAGUUUGUGCCAUUGCUGGAGGGAGGAAUCUUCAAGGGAUGAACAGCACGGUGAUGAGGACGAAGAGGAACACUCGAAGAUUGCCGAUUCGGGACUGGGUGGAUGCGAUCGAUGUGAGGGCAAUCCCAAGUUGGCUCGGGUGUGCUCCUGUCAGAGUCUCAAUGAGGCUGGACAGAUGUGUGACAAGAGUGAUGAACUCGACGAUGAUUGCUAUGGAAGAAACUCGAAGCAGUUCUUGGACAUUCACUCACCAAUGGAAGCCAAUUCUCAUCUUCAGUGUCAUGCUUCAAACAUGGAUCUGCCCAGAAUUGAAGAACUUAGCGGUCUCGAUCCAAAAGUUCAAAAGAGACUUCUGUUGAUUAUGCGAGAGAUGAUCGGAACUGAACGAGACUAUGUUCGAUCCCUCUACUAUGUUAUCGAAAACUAUGUUGGUGAAUUGUUGCGAGAUAAUUUACCACAACCAUUACGCGGUCAGAGAAAUGUAAUUUUCGGAAAUAUCGAGAAGAUUUUCGAAUUUCAUCAACCACAUUUUUUGGCCGAAUUAGAACGAUAUGAAUGCAAUCCAUUGAAAGUUGGUGCGGCUUUCUUGGAAAAUGAAUCAAAAUUUUAUUUGUACGCUUUGUAUAAUAAGAAUAAACCAAAAAGUGAUACGCUUAUGAGCGAAUAUGGAACGACAUUUUUUAAGUCGAAACAAAUGGAGCUUAAUGAUAAAAUGGAUUUGGCUUCGUAUCUUCUGAAACCUGUACAAAGAAUGGGUAAAUAUGCACUUUUGUUGCAGCAGUUGGUGAAAGCAUGCAGCUCGGUUGAGGGUUCUGCACUUCAUGAAAUCGCCGCUGACGUCGAAGAACUUCACCGUGCCGAAGAAAUGGUAAAAUUCCAAUUAAGACAUGGAAACGAUUUACUUGCCAUGGAUUCACUUCGUGAUUGUGAUGUAAAUGUCAAAGAACAAGGUCGAUUAUUGCGCCAAAAUGAAUUUCUUGUUUGGCAAGGACGAGGUGGCAAAAAGUCACUGCGACAAGUUUUUCUAUUCGAAGAUUUGGUUCUAUUUAGCAAAGCUCGUCGAUUCCCAGAUCAUAAGAAUUUGGAUAUUUACAUAUACAAAAAUAGUAUAAAAACGUCAGAUAUUGGUUUGACAGCACACACAGGUGAUUCGUCGACAAAAUUCGAAAUAUGGUUUAGAAAACGUAAACCCGAAGAUACAUGGACAUUGCAGAGUAUGUCGGAGGAUAUCAAAAAUGCUUGGACAGAAGAGGUUUCGAAGUUGCUAUGGAAACAGGCGAAACGAAAUCGAGAAAUUCGCCUUGCCGAAAUGUCUUCAAUGGGCAUCGGAAGUAAACCUUGUUUAGACAUACGUCCGAGCAAUAAUCAGAUCAGUGAUCGAUCGAUUACAAUCAAUCAAUUGGGAAAAGCUCCAAAACUACGAAACUCGUUUGCAGGAAGCAUGUCGGAGAACAGCAAGGCUCCACGUCGACCAAACUCAUUGAUAUCCGAGAGUUCAAUGUCAUCCGGAACAAGUGGUUCAUCGAUAAGUAAUGGCUCUGGCGGGAGCAAUAGUGGCAAGAAUCCAGUUAGUGGAUUAGAGCUCAUCAAUGAAACACAGACACUUGUUUUAAGUGGAAAAGUUCGAGGUAAUCACAAGCGUUCAACCACACUUAUAAGUCAGCUGUCAAUGGAAAGUGGAAUAAUGUCCGACAUCUCGAUGACGCCGGAUAAUGAAUCACACGAACCAGCAUGGCCUCUAAUGCGAAAACCCAGCAACACUUCAUCAUCAUCAUCCUCAUCGGCUCACACAGAUUUCCCACGUCGAAAUCAAGAGCUUAGCAGCCCUGAGCAGGAUCAUCCCUACUUAGACAGUUCGGUUACCGUCCAUUUGUAAAUUUUUCUACUCCCCAGAAAUACCAACCUUGCAACACACCUUCCCCACAGUCCCCUCCGACUCAAAGUAUCUAUCCAAUUGCUGCCGUUAUUUGAUUUUUUUACCAUAUAAAAUCUAUCUUAUUCAGAUUCAAUUAGCUUUGUGUAAGUGUUGUAAUUAAAAAACAAAAAGAUAUUUUAAUUUAAUUCUUAGUACGUAAUUCUCUUAUAAAUAUACAAAAAAAGAAAAAAUAUAUUAAAUUUUUGUUUUGUUUAAUAUUAUUUUCCUUAUUUUUUUUUUAUUAUUUCUUAUUCUAUUUUUUGUUUUGUUUAAUUUAAUUUUAUUUAAUUUCUUCUUUUUUAUUUUGUUUAUAAUUGAAAAGCCAUUGUAGCAUGUAGCAAAAAAAAUAAAUAAUAUUUACGAUAUUAGAUUUAAGUUAUUUUUGUAGAAUAGUUUGUAUAUUUUUUUAAUAAAACAAUUUUUUGCUUUCCUUAACAUUUACACAAAUAUAUAAAAAAAAUAAUAAAAAUAAAUAUUAUUUUUCUACAACAACCUCAAGAUUAAAACAAACAAAAUAAAAAGAAAAUAGUUUCUAUGCGAUCACAAUUUAUAUUAAUCUGUUAUACAACAAAAAGAACAAAAAACUUAUACAAGAAAAUCAAAAUCACUCACAAAAACUAUGCGAGUAAAUAAAACAAUAUUUUUCUAUAUACAAAAAUUCAACAAAAACACGCUUCACCUUGAUUUCUUUGUAUUUUAUAUUAUUUAAAAUUAAAACUUACUGUGUAUUAUUUAAGUAUUACGAGAAAGAAAAAAAGAAAAAUAAUUAUUUAAGACAACAAGAAAAAUGUAGAAUGGUAAAUUAAGAAACAUUAUUAAAAAAAUCAAAUUGUAAUAUUUGGUAAAAAAAACAACAAUGUUAUAUAAAUAUAUAUUUACAAAUAAAUACUAAUAAAUUCUAUACAUUCUAAAAACUUA
This is a messenger RNA of Eupeodes corollae, 6800 nucleotides long. RefSeq lists its product as uncharacterized. The record is from RefSeq and is a predicted model, not a curated record. Gene Ontology annotation, molecular function: guanyl-nucleotide exchange factor activity. NCBI's taxonomy places the organism in Eukaryota, Metazoa, Arthropoda, Insecta, Diptera, Syrphidae. The coding region runs from base 510 to 5843 and encodes 1777 amino acids. The transcript is spliced from 19 exons.